This is a messenger RNA of Orbicella faveolata, 3118 nucleotides long. Its product is annotated as neuropilin-1-like. NCBI's taxonomy places the organism in Eukaryota, Metazoa, Cnidaria, Anthozoa, Scleractinia, Merulinidae. The record is from RefSeq and is a predicted model, not a curated record.
UAAAGGUUUGAUAGCACCGCUGACAAAUUCUGUUCAAUCUGUUUCCACUUUAAUUUGAAUUGCGUCAGCAGGGGCGUGGCUAGGAGGGCCCCCUUUUCUAAGCCGUUUUUAAGCAAACAACCUACAUCAGGUGGAGAAAACGGCAUGACGAUCUGGUGAGUACCCUCACUUUGACACAGUGUGACACCCGCUUUGAAAAAUCCUGGCUACGCCCUUGGUCAGUUUACCCUUUCUGAACUCUCGGGGACGACUUCCAUAUAAACAUGCAGGCAGAGUUGUUUUCAAAAAUGUAAAACUCGUCGCUUGAUACUACUUAUUAGACGUCAAAAGUUAACAUUGUCAGGGUUAUUGUAAUUCCUUUGAAAAAAAUUACAGGGACUAAUUGUCGUUUUAUAUUUGGUACUUUUUCUCAAGCAGCAGCCGCAAAGCGGGACUGUAGCUCCUUUAAUGGGUUCUUAAAAAAAUUUCUGACGCUUACUCCUUUCACGUUUAAAUGGAAUCCCUCAUACCUGCUAAUUAUUUUUCAUGUGAUUAGAUUGACGAGAUAGUCUGGGGACUUGUGAGUACAAUCUCUUUCAAGGUUUUGUUUGAUCCAGAGAAGAGUUUAAAGCCUAAGCAUUACGACAUUGUCACUCCUGUCCAUCUUCUCUACUACGACGAGUACAUCGAGAACUCUGACGGGGUGGUAGUCAGCAACGGAACGGCAUACUCUCACCCACUGGGUAAAGUUUCCUUUGACGUCGAACUACCAGGUUGUUCAGAGCCUUUGGGAAUGAAAAGUGGAAAGAUCAAGGAUUAUCAAAUCACGGCUUCUUCAAGUUAUGCUGACGCUCAGCCUUCCAAAGCAAGAGAAACGGAAGAUGCCUGGUGCACAAGAAAGGCAGACAAUGACGAGGACAAACGAAAUCAGUACAUUCAAGUGGAUUUCUUACUCAAAACUCGCGUGACACGUGUGGGAAUCAUGCGCCGUAAAAAUAAGGACCACUGGGUCUCGGAAUACUACUUGAAGUACAGUGACGACGACGUCAAUUGGAUUGAUUACAAGGAGAACGGUCACGCCAGGCUGUUCCUGGGCCCACAGUCUAAAGAAGACACUGAAAUGAUCGUUCAUCGUCUCCGCCACCCAAUAGAGGCUUACAGCAUUCGUUUCCAUCCGUGGAAAUCUGAACAACUGGUGUGUAUGCGGCUCGAGGUGUACGGCUGCGACAUCCUCGGCUCACCAGCCAGUUGCGUGUCUCCACUGGGCCUUGAAUCCGGAGAAAUACCGGACGAAGCUCUAUCACACAGUCUUCCAGCCGAUCAUGCUUCCAAACCACAGUACAUUCGGCCCAACGUGGUUGUGAAGAGUUUCCCUUACGGAUGGUAUUCGCGGCUCUACGAGACUCCCUCUGAUUAUUUACAGAUCGACUUUGGCUCACUGCGGAAAGUGACGAGGCUCUCGACUAUGGGCGGAUAUGAUUCAGGUCGUUCCGACCGUAAGGUCGCAACUUACAGGCUUUCGCACAGCAAGGAUGGCUUGUCCUGGGUGGAAUAUCGUGAAAAUGGGCAAAUUAAAGACCUUAGAGGACCGAAAAGCCCGCAAGAAUCGGUGUACCCAGUCCUCGCCAAACUUGCCGAACCAUUUGUGACGCGGUAUUUACGAAUUAUCCCGAACGAUAAAGACAGCACCUUCAAAGUUAUGAGAGCGGAAAUUUACGGAUGCUUUGCUGAAGAGCUUCCUCCUUAUAAUGGUGUCCCUGAGUACGCCCGGCGUUCCUUCCUAUUGGAUCCUGUUACUGACUGGUUUUAUGCCUGUAUGUACACCGCUGAAAAAACCGAAAGCAGCUGCUUUUCAACUGCUGACGGUGUGGAAUGGAUUGCCAUAAAACCUUCAAUAAUCAGUGUGUUAUCGUGUAAUCCAACUCUGAGGGAAAUUUACGGUGUGGAUCGACAAAUGAACUUCCAUCGCAGUUGCGACUCCGGUGAAUCGUGGCAGCAGCUCACGGAUGGCUAUCUGAAAGACGUACAAAAAGAAACUAAGCUGAUAAAUUCCACGGCUCUCCCUGAAAACCUUGUGGCCGGUUUACCCACGGCUGACCUGAGAGUGACGGCCAACUCCACUGGAACCACUUGGGGAGUGUCUGGAUCUGGAAUUCACGUGAUGACCAAUGGAAGCAAUGUGUGGAGCCUGGUGGGCUCAUGGAAAUGUUGCGGCCAGUAACCAGAAGCUCUACAGGAGCCAUGUAGCACUGCACAUAUAUAUUAAGCGUUCAGAGACUUACUUCUCGAGGCACAUAAUCCCUCUUAUACCAGUAUAUCACGAAGUCAAGUAAAUCUUACAGAAAUAGGCCAUAUUCGUUGUCUCGGUAUUGCAUCACUAUAAAAAGGGAUAAAUGUCAUUUGCAUUUAAAAAGACUCCCCACAUUAGCCUCUACCGAGAGUACGAAUGCGGCCCAUUAGAUUCGCAAGUAGGCUGUAAUAAGAGCUAUGUUUCACUGGACAAGUAUAGAAAUUACCAUUAUGUGCAAUGGUAAUAUCUAUACUUGUCCCACGAAAAGAAAGUAACACUGAGAUUAAAUUCCCAUCAUGCGAGGGCUAUACCAAGUUUACAUACUACGUAAUAAAGUUAAAAAAAAUUUCGAUUGUGAAAGGCGGACACUGAGAUUAAAUAACUUGAUUGCUUAAGGAAUGUGAGCUUUAUAAAUCAUUGCACCGUUGAUUUGGGACAAUUUUUUUCCUUACAAAACUUGAUCUAUAGAUAUCUUUUAACUCAUGAACAUAACGAGCCUCACUUUCACUUACUAGGACUUCUCAUUAAGGCAUAUGCUGGAUAUACUGCACUUUAUUAUAUCAAAGACAUUUUGUAGCAGAAAUCCUGAUGAGUUUUUAAAAGUUGUAAAGGGUACCCAAUUUAUACUAAUGAAUGACGAGUUUGAAUGCUUGAGUAAUCAGUUAUAACCAGCUACAAAUGUUGAAAUUCACUAUGUUCAUCAUACCGUAAAUUGAAUGUCCUUUGUUGUUCCUCUUUUAUAGCAAUUUUACUGGGGUUUGAGUUAUCGAGGGUUUCAGAACAAAUUGUGACAUGUGGUCAUAUGACUGCUAAAUGAGUUAGGAAUUAAAACACAGUUGCAACAAACCA